This is a messenger RNA of Anolis carolinensis (green anole), 606 nucleotides long. RefSeq names its product BANF family member 2 (gene banf2). The record is from RefSeq and is a predicted model, not a curated record. The transcript has 3 exons. Gene Ontology annotation, molecular function: DNA binding. NCBI's taxonomy places the organism in Eukaryota, Metazoa, Chordata, Lepidosauria, Squamata, Anolidae. Bases 239 to 511 code for a protein of 90 amino acids.
UUCUAGUAUUAUCUCUGCCUAACUCAGAGGUGUCAAACUUUUCUCUAAUUUUUGUUGCAAUAAAAGUAAAUUUGAUAGUAAUUUCAAAGAAAAUGCCAGCUAGCUUCUAGAGUUUAUCAACAGGUGUAGGUUUGAGACAUCCUGUGAUUAUUCUGCAUGUUUCAUUCAGUGCUAUAUUCACCUGCUUCGCGUGGACAGACUUGUGCCAAACAGGGCAGGCAUACUCAGCAAUUGGACCAUGGUCAUGAGAUCCCAGAAGUGUCAGAAUUUUGUUAGCGAACCAAUGGGUAAUAAACCCAUUACUGCAGUGGAUGGUAUUGAUGAAGAACUUGGAGCAAAGCUAGCUGCAAAGGGCUUUGACAAGGCAUACAUCCUCUUAGGCCAGUUCCUGCUCCUGAAGAAGGAAUGUGCUGCAUUUCAAAACUGGCUGAAGUCAUCCUUUGAUGCCAGUAGUAGCGAGGCGGAACAGUCCGCCUUGUGCCUCUUGGAGUGGUGCUAUGCCUUCUUAUGAGGCGUAAUCAUAUCCUUCUCCUCCCAAAAACAAGGACCCCCAGUUCCCAUUGCCAUGUCCUAAAAUAAACAGUGGCCUGCAAUGAAUUCAUAGCA